Pollicipes pollicipes is the source of this 969-nucleotide messenger RNA. RefSeq names its product sentrin-specific protease 8. Gene Ontology annotation, biological process: protein deneddylation; proteolysis. Gene Ontology annotation, molecular function: deNEDDylase activity; cysteine-type peptidase activity. Bases 18 to 635 code for a protein of 205 amino acids. The record is from RefSeq and is a predicted model, not a curated record. The transcript has a single exon. Lineage: Eukaryota; Metazoa; Arthropoda; Thecostraca; Pollicipedomorpha; Pollicipedidae.
CGUCGGGCGCCGAGAGUAUGGCGGAGCCGGUGCUGCUCAGCUACCACGACUCGGUGCUGCACGAGUCAGACGGCGAGCUGCUACAGGGGCCGCACUGGCUCAAUGACAAGCUGAUCCAGUUCUACCUCAACUACCUGGAGCACGCCGCGUUCCCCGCCGCCGGGCUGGCGUUCGUCGGGCCGGAUGUGACGCAGUUCGCGCGGCUCUGCGCCGAGAGCGAGCUGGCCGCCUUCCUGGCGCCGCUGCGGCUGGCCGAGCGGCGCGCCGCGCUCUUCAUCAUCAACGACUGCGAGCGGCCCGACGCGCCCGGCGGCACGCACUGGAGCCUGCUGGUGACCGUCGGCCGCCGCUGCCUGCACUACGAUUCGCUCGCCUACGGCAACCAGCGCGAGGCGCGGCGCAUGGCGCGCCGUCUGGCGCCGCUACUCGGCCUCUCCGGCAAGGUGGAGGAGGCCGCCUGCGGCUGCCAGCGCAACGGUUACGACUGCGGCGUGUUCGCGCUCUGCCACGCCGAGGAGGUGGCGCGUCGGCUGAGCGGCGGCAGCGACCUGCGGCACGUGCCCGUCAGCCAGGAGCGCGUCGACGAGAUGCGCGCGGACAUGCUGCGCCUCAUCCGGAGCCUGGCCGCGAGGUGAGGCGGCGCGGGAGCGCAGCGCGUGUGCGGCAGAGAGGCGUUGGCAAGCGGAGACGCGGACCGGACGGGCGGCUGGGCGUGGCGUGUGUGUGCCGACCGCGGUGAGCUGCUGACCGGCAUGAUGACUUGUUUUGUGUCCGGCGAAUGCUGGAUGGUCGCCUCCAGGAGAGGCUCUCCCUGGUCAAGAGUCGGCUGCUGGCGAACGGCGGUGGUGCCGUUGCCCCCGGCAGACUACUGCCAAAUACUCAGUACUCAACCUGGCCUGGGCGCCGCUUGCUGUGCAACUGCAGGCUGGUUCAUUUUGUGAAUAAAAGGCUGUAGUUGGGUGUUCUGUA